Panicum hallii is the source of this 1594-nucleotide messenger RNA. RefSeq lists its product as uncharacterized. The record is from RefSeq and is a predicted model, not a curated record. NCBI's taxonomy places the organism in Eukaryota, Viridiplantae, Streptophyta, Magnoliopsida, Poales, Poaceae. The transcript has 2 exons. Bases 129 to 1370 code for a protein of 413 amino acids.
UUCCCAGCAAGUGGUACGUUGACUGACUAUGAGCAGAAGUCUUUCCGGCCUGCUACCUCCCCUCCCCUCUUUCUUUUCCAUCUGUCAAGGACCUCCUCUGCUUCUGAGGUCACCCGGGGGUGAACGCCAUGACAGCAGACUCGUCUCCUUCACAGGUAAAGGGUACAAUGGAUGACCCAGAGAUGGAUGCUCCUCGCGAAGACCCAGAGGAGCAGCCAACUCAGGCAACAAAUAAGAUACUGAAGCGUACCACAUCGUUCGCUCAAGGCACCAUUGCCACUGCAACCGGCUUCGUCACCGCAGGAUUCUCCGUGCGCAAAGAUGUUCUCUUGCACCGGCACGUCCUGGUGACCGGCGGUUUCUUCCUGGUCAUUGCAUACCUAUCUGCUCUCCUGCUGGUCUACUUGAAACUGUUCUUGACAGGAUACAGGCAGCUGCACAAGGGGCACAUCCGGUUCAUCCAGUUCCUCUGCGUGAUCAGCGGCGCGGCUCUGAUCGCGACGAACUCCCUGCUGCUGGUCCUCAUAAGUGAAGGAAACGUCUUGUUGUCUCUAAAUCUGCUGCCCAUACAGGGCCUCAUCGGCGUUCUCGCGUACCACGCGAUGCCGACGGAGGACAGCAUGCGCGACGAGGCGUUCGACGCGGGGAUCAAGAGCGGCCGCAAGGUCGCCCUGUUCGCCACGGCGACGGCAUUCGCCGUGCAGACCACGCUGCUCUUCGGCUACCUCAGCAACUCCAGCUUCCGGGCGCUGGGCCACCGGUUCGACCUCUCGGUGUCCUUCCUGGCGUCGGCGCUCAGCGUGUUGCUGGUCGUGGCCACCUGCAUGCCGCUCGGGUACAAGACCGAGGCCUCGAGGGACAAGGUGCUGUCCCUCGUGAGGUACCUCAAGGACGCCGUCAUCGCCUUGCUCGCGGUGACCGCGGUGACUAUUGGCAAGGAGUUUCUCGGCGGCGACACCGUGCUCGCGCUCUUCCCGGAGAUCACCGUGGCUGCCAUGUACUAUGCCGUGAACCUGUUCAGUGACGAGACCGCGGAGCAGGGCCACCAGCGUGACGCCGCGGAGCACAAGAUGGAGAUCCUGCCGACCGCCGUCGUGGCGACGUUCGGCUUCGGCAUGCUGGGCGCGACGUACGCGUCGCUGGUCGGCACGCCGGAGUACGACAUGUACACCAAGGCGCUGGUGUUCACCUUGGUCUCCGCCGUCAUGUCCAGCCUGGGGCGCGUGGCGGGGCCGCUCUGCAGCCCCCGGCGCGACAAGAACGCGGCGGCGUGCGUGGUAUUCCUGAGCAACAUCCUCCCCAUCGUGGAGAUGCUGGUGGCCGUCCCACUCGCCGCGAAGGUCGUCAUCAACGUGCUCCCCGCGUCCUAAUCCUGUACUAUGAUGCACAUUGCACACGUAAAUUGUUGUUGUUGUCAGGCUUGGUACUGGAGAUUUCUUCUUGUUCAGAGCAGUGGACUCAACUUUUGUAAUAUUGUAGCAUAAUUGUUUUUCAAACACAAGAAAUGACCUGGAACCAUCUAGUAUCUAUGUGUGUUUAAUUUAUGCAGCACUGCUGAUUAUAGCUGUAACAGGUCUAGUAAGCCUUGAUUUCA